AUGACUGGCCACAAGACUUUAUAUACAGAUGGAAUUGCUGAUCCUGAUUCUAGGCUGACCAGCUCGAAAAGUCGAAAAGCACUGAAAAAUGUGAAGGUGACAUUUGCUGGAAGCAUAAAUGGAUACGAAUUAUUUAUACGCGUUAUUGAACAUGGCCACACGCAUCAGACGUAUUGUUAUCUUUAUGGCCUGGCACCUAGACAUAGGUCAUGCCGAUUAAUGAAUUCAGCCAUCCCAGGGGAACAUCUCAAGCAAACAAGAGCCAAGGAUCCAUCAUCUCGCCGAAGCAAAGAUGCGAGUUGUGAUAUCAGAGCGAUAGUAAUAGUUACUGCCCAGAGGCCGAAAUCAAAGCGAACAAGGGCAAAAAUGACCAUGGGUAACAAACUCAAAAGAAGUCUACAAUGA
Molecule: messenger RNA, 405 nt
Organism: Melampsora larici-populina 98AG31
Lineage: Eukaryota; Fungi; Basidiomycota; Pucciniomycetes; Pucciniales; Melampsoraceae
Exons: 3
Coding region: 1-405 (134 amino acids)
Source: RefSeq, a predicted model, not a curated record